AUGGGGAUAAACUCGUCAAACCCAGCUCAUGAGCCCGCGAUCAUCCCAUCGCAGACAAUGGAUAAUAUACCAGUCCUGGAUCAAAAGCCCACUGCAGACACGGUGGUAAACGGAUCCACUGCUCAUGCAAAUGGCACGUUCACUUGCAAGGAUGCUCCAGUCGAGAACCAACGCCCUCUCAAGGUCCGUGUGAUUGGCGCUGGGUAUUCAGGAGUCUACCUCGGCAUCAGAAUCCCACAACGUCUGCGCAACAUUGAUCUCAAGAUUUACGAGAAGAACGAAGGUGUUGGAGGAACGUGGUGGGAGAAUCGGUAUCCAGGUUGCGCCUGUGAUAUCCCAUCUCAUUCUUAUCAGUACACCUUUGCCCCAAACAAGGCUUGGUCAGGCUUUUAUGCGCCUUCACACGAGAUUUGCGCCUACAUCGACGGCGUGGCAGAGAAAUACGGUGCCAAGCGCUUCAUUCAUCUCGGACAUAGAGUAACCAGCGCUACUUGGAAUGAUACCGCCAAGAAAUGGCACAUCACGGUUGAGACCAACGCUGGAGAGAGCUUCGCCGAGGAAGUAGACGUCGUUGUUGCAGCUAGAGGUAACCUCAACACAAUCUCUUGGCCUGACAUUCCUGGCUUUGAUUCCUUCAAGGGGCAAAAGAUGCAUUCGGCGGCCUGGGACCAGGAGUAUGAUUUUAAGAAUAAGAAUAUCGGUGUCAUCGGUGGUGGCUCGAGCUCGAUUCAGAUCGUCCCGGAGCUGCAAAAGGUCGAGGGUGCCAAGUUGAACUGCUUUGUUCGCAGCAAGGUCUGGAUAUCGAACCGCUUUGGCGAUGUGACGAUGAAGCAAUUGGGAUGGGAUCCUUCUGACAUUGAAUUCUCGGCCGCUCGUUUGGCAGAGUUCGUCAAGAGUGAUGACGAGUAUCUCCGCUUUCGUAAGCGCAUUGAGGACGACGGCAACUUGGUCCAUCUUUCAACCCUCAAAGACUCAGAGAUGCAGAAAGAGUUUGUCGCCAUGUUCUCAAAGAUCACCAACGAUGUUCUUGCUUCACGACCCGAUCUUCUCGAAUCAUUCUCACCAACCUUUGGUGUUGGAUGUCGUCGUUUAACACCAGGACCAGGUUAUCUCGAGGCGUUAUCUCAGCCCAACGUCAACUUCAUCACACAGGGUAUCGAGAGUAUCAACGAGAGGGGCCUGAAGCUCACCGGACCCGGAGGGCGACAAAUCGAUGUUGAUGUUUUGGUCUGUGCAACGGGCUUCCAGACUAACUACACCCCUCCUUUCCCUGUCGUCGGUAGGCAGGGAGUAACGUUGAAGGACAAGUUCGAUCCGUUCCCUGCGACGUAUCUGACCAUGACGGUGGAUGGUUUCCCCAACUACUUUAUGAUGCUUGGACCCAACUCAGCCAUUGGCGCGGGCUCUCUGACCUGUCUUCUCGAGGCAGAAGGCGAUUACAUCGUUAAGUGCAUCCGCAAGCUGCAGAAGGAAGAUUACAUAACCAUGGAGCCCAAAGCAUCACGCGUCCAAGACUUUGCAGACUACAUUGGGGAGUACUUUAAGAAGACUGUCUACAUGGACGACUGUAAGUCAUGGUACAAGAUUGGGGGCGGACAUGGUGACAAGAUCUCUGCUCUUUGGCCCGGAAGUGUGAUGCAUGCACUAGAGGCGAUGAGGGCGCCAAGAUGGGAGGACUUUGGGUUUGAGGAGAUACAUGAGAAUAGACUUAGAUGGCUGGGUAAUGGGUGGAGUAUGUGUGUUAUGGAGGAGGAGGAGCAGGGUGACCCGAGUUGGUACGUGAACCCAGAUGUAGUGGAUGUGCCGCCUGAAGGGAAACCAGAGAGGGAUCCCAAAUACCUGGCCAGGCCAUUCUCUUACUGA
Molecule: messenger RNA, 1863 nt
Organism: Fusarium subglutinans
Lineage: Eukaryota; Fungi; Ascomycota; Sordariomycetes; Hypocreales; Nectriaceae
Exons: 4
Coding region: 1-1863 (620 amino acids)
Molecular function (GO): flavin adenine dinucleotide binding; NADP binding; N,N-dimethylaniline monooxygenase activity
Source: RefSeq, a predicted model, not a curated record